This is a messenger RNA of Eriocheir sinensis (Chinese mitten crab), 1551 nucleotides long. RefSeq lists its product as uncharacterized. NCBI's taxonomy places the organism in Eukaryota, Metazoa, Arthropoda, Malacostraca, Decapoda, Varunidae. The coding region runs from base 375 to 1340 and encodes 321 amino acids. The record is from RefSeq and is a predicted model, not a curated record. The transcript is spliced from 2 exons.
CCGGCAGCAGGGUCGAGGCGGCGGCGGCGGCGGCGACGCCUUUCAGUCUUUCACUGUUUGUUUUUCUAACGUUGACUUUCUCUCCUGCAGGUGGCGGGGCCGUCGAGGGGCGUCGGCCGCUCAGGGCUUGGGAGGCCCCGCGCGUGGGCAGCGAGGCCGUGUGGGGGCGUGUGGGGCACAAGCGGUGCCCGGCCGGCCCUGUGAGGGCCCAUAGUGCUCACGCCGCCGCGCUGUGCUUCAGAUGCUUCGUGACCGUGAGUGUGCGGCGCUAAACCGUGAGUGUCGCGUGUGAGUGUGUGCGAGUGUCGCGCGGUGAUGGCGUGGCCGCGGCCGCCCGCCCUGUGAGUUACUUGUGCUGCACGUGACGCUGAGCCAUGGCGGAGGGCGAAGACGCCCCGGGUCAGGGGCCGGGCUACCCGCGGCCCUUCUCCAGCGUGAUCCAGCCCUCGCCCUUCACCCACGAGCGCAACAUGGCCGCCCACAGACUCUCGGACUCCAGGUUUUUCUUCUCCGAGCGGCGGCUGUCGCAGCUCUUCAACGUGGACGCCUGGACGGAGGAAGGUGAUGAGCCGCGCAACGACUUUGCCGAUGAAGUUGGCACGGGCCACGAGCCGCCCCCUGAGCCCGCCCCCCGUGCCUCCUACUGCCCCCCCUCCCCCGGCACCCCAGGGGACCAAGGCUCCCACGGCUCGGACCCCCACUACACCCCCAGCCUGCGUGAGUCGUCCCUCUUCUCCACCCUGGGCUCGGCGUGCCACCACGACCCUAGGUUCUCGGCCGAGGUGGCCCUGGACAUGGCCCGUCUCUCCACCAUCAGCGGCGGCUCAGCGCGCUUCAGCUCCGGCCGCCUGGAUGACGAUGACGAGGACGAGGACACGUACGGCGGCGGCAACAACGGCGACGUGACGCCCACGCCGGGCUCGCCGGGGUCGUGCCGCAGCUCCCGCAAGCUGUCGUCCCGCUACUCCCAGAUGUCCACCCUGGCGGACUCUCUGGCGUCCUCGGGGCCGCGCUCGUCCCUGCCCUCCGUGCUGUCUGACCUGGCCGGGGAGGUGGACGGCGUUGCGGACCUGCUCACGGACGACGACGAGGGGUUGGGGCCGGGGCCGCGGGUGUGGGGCGGCGAGGAGGUGGUCAACUGGCAGGAGCGGUGCCUCGAGCUGGAGCUGUCCCUGCAGCGCUUCAGGGACCAGGCCGGCAAGAUCAGGGAGCUGCUGCGUGAGAAGGUACGUUUGUGUUUGUCUAUCUGUGUGUGUGUGUGUAUCGGCUGCCUCCGCCUCACCUGGUUCCGGCAAGUGAAGGUAAUUUGCAGUAAAAGUCGGGCCGGAAUGUGCUUUUGAUAAUAUGUCUGGAUGAGCCUCGCGUGCCGCCGCUCCUGAUCGAAAAUUUUUGUGGGUAAUGAGUGGCAAUGAGGCCGUGGUUAUCUGCCCCCUCACCCACCUUCCCCUCUCCCCCGCUUCUCACCUCGUCUGCUCUUGCUUGUACACGGAGACUCAGGGCACAGGGCAAGGGGCACGGGGCAUGUGGUUAUAUAUGUAGAGGUUAAGUGUA